Propithecus coquereli (Coquerel's sifaka) is the source of this 291-nucleotide messenger RNA. Its product is annotated as GLIPR1-like protein 1. The record is from RefSeq and is a predicted model, not a curated record. Lineage: Eukaryota; Metazoa; Chordata; Mammalia; Primates; Indriidae.
AUGGCUCUGAAGAACAAAUUUAGUUGCUUAUGGAUCUUAGGUCUGUGUCUGGUAGCCAGUAAAUCUUCCAUAGUCCCAUCCAUCAGAGACCACAAAUUUAUAGAUGAGAGCGUCACGACUCACAGCGAAUGGCGUAGCAAAGUUAGCCCCUCUGCAGGAGACAUGAAAUAUAUGAUAGAAGGAAAUUAUGUAAGUACUCGCCCUUAUAGGAGAGGAGAACCUUGCUCUCUGUGCUCAAAGGAAGAGAAAUGUGUAAAGAAGCUCUGCCAUAAGCAAAAAGGAAAAAAAUAA